Messenger RNA from Penicillium longicatenatum, 729 nucleotides. RefSeq lists its product as uncharacterized. Lineage: Eukaryota; Fungi; Ascomycota; Eurotiomycetes; Eurotiales; Aspergillaceae. The coding region runs from base 1 to 729 and encodes 242 amino acids. The transcript is spliced from 2 exons. The record is from RefSeq and is a predicted model, not a curated record.
AUGACCUUGCGAUCACGGCAAGUUCAAAGACCCCACCACCCAAUAGGCCUUCGCAGCGAACACGUCGCCGAGUUCGAAAGACUCCUCUGGGUCGAACCAAAAUACGACCCAACUUCCUCGGACGAAUACAAAAUAAAAUAUGACAGCGAUGACUCCACCCUCAUAACCGUGACAGGCACAAAAUACAGCGACAGACGUGUCCGCGAGUUUCGUGAUGCGUCAGGACUCCCCAUGUUCGAAGCACAGCGUUCACGGACACUUUGGAAAAACAAGCCCUGGCGAAUCCGGUUACCCGGAAAUGUGAAAGAGGACCUUGCCGAUGUAAAGCCGUCGGGGUGGUUGCAAAACUUUAAUUUGACGUUCCGGAAUGCGCUUGCCCAGGAUGCGAAAAACAAUGAUGAUAAGAUGGUCACUUUGGAGGUUAGACGUUCUUCAGCACUUUGCGAGUUCGGAGUCUGGACAAGUGGCCACCGGAAAGUGGCCGACAUUCGUGAAAGUAUGGAGAGAAAUAGAAUUUCAAGUUCCUUGUCGAUGAUGGCUUCUGGGAAGGGAGGAUAUUUUUCUCCACCGAGGGCGAUUAUGGAGGUUCUUGUAGCUGAUGGAUUUGACUUUUCUAUUGCAUCACUCUGUGCAAUCAUUAUAUGUGAUGCGUACUUUAGGCCUACACCUCCUACUCAAAUUGAGAUUCGAGAGCUGGAAAAACGGCUAAAUCCUAAGAUGGUAUCAUGA